Molecule: messenger RNA, 1198 nt
Organism: Drosophila innubila
Lineage: Eukaryota; Metazoa; Arthropoda; Insecta; Diptera; Drosophilidae
Exons: 1
Coding region: 81-992 (303 amino acids)
Biological process (GO): proteasome-mediated ubiquitin-dependent protein catabolic process; regulation of proteolysis
Cellular component (GO): cytoplasm
Molecular function (GO): ubiquitin protein ligase binding
Source: RefSeq, a predicted model, not a curated record
UUAGGGGAUACUUGAAAACGUUGCACUGAUCCAAGCAAUCGGAUAAUAAGUAAAUUUUCAGUAUCUAAAAUUCUAACAUAAUGUACUGCAAGCUACGUCGUCUGGAUCUGCUCCGGAAUGGUCAGUUGUCGGACUGUGAACUGCAUGUCACGUAUGUGGACAAGUGCAAUAAGCGAUGUAGUCGCCAGUUCCAUGUCCACAAGCAAAUGCUGUCAUCCGCCUCGGAGGAAUUUCAACGCCUGAUCAAUGAUCCGGAUUUUGAGAGCAAUAGGCGUGUGAUCGUCGUGGAUGACGCUACUCCGGAUGCCUAUGAGGCACUGUUGCUCUAUAUUUACACCUAUGAGAUUUACAGUGCGAUAACCGUUGAGAUGUGCGCCGAGCUGAUUCACUUGGCCACCAAAUAUAAUAUGCCCGACUUUGUCGAUUGUUAUAUCGAGAAACUGGCAGAUCAGCAUUGGCCCAUGGGAACCGUGUUGAAAAUCUUUCAGCUGGCCAAUGAUCAUAAUAGACCGGCCAUCAUGAAAUUGGUGGGACAAAAGAUUGUGCCGAUUGCGACGCAGGUGCUCAAUGACAACUCCUUUCUGAGACUCAGUGUGGCGCAAUUAAAGGCACUGAUGAUCAUACUCAAAUCCCAGGGCACCAUUCCGGAAAGGCAGCUCCUGCUGGCCUUGAAGAAAUAUCAGAAAUGCAAUAAUUUGCAUUAUGGUAACAUGGCAUGUUUCCAGCAAUUUGUCGAGGUCACCAAUCUCUUUGGUGAUAUGCUCUUCGAGGUGGACGGCACAUUGGCUGUGGAUGGCAGGCAAGAUCCAGUAAAGAGAAAAAAUAUUGCAAGUCCAGAACCUGCAGCUGCUCCUCCACCAACGCCUAUGUCCCAAUCAGCUGCUGUAUCCGAUCCAUCCAUAUUUGUAAAUAACAUGGAUACCGAACCUGAGCAGCAGGAAACUGGAGAAGCUAAGGAAAUGAAUACAAAUGCAAGUCAAAGAAAUUCAUAACUGCCGUAAAGCGCAGUAUAUUUAUUUUAUUGAGUUAACUCAAAACUAUACGUGUAUAGAUUAUAGAUUAACUUUAAUCAAAUGGCUUAAACAAUAAAUACUACAUAAAUGUACCCAAAUAUCAGUGGAAAGAAACUAGCAAUCGCAACAAAUCUUAUAACAAUAAUAUAUAGGUCAACUAAUCAAAUUGUGGGAUGCCAUAAAAC